Molecule: messenger RNA, 779 nt
Organism: Paramecium pentaurelia
Lineage: Eukaryota; Ciliophora; Oligohymenophorea; Peniculida; Parameciidae
Source: the annotation of a GenBank genome assembly
AUGAGUUAUUAGAAAGAUAUUAGGAAAUAAAUCUUUAAAGUUAAGAAUAGCAGUUCAAUCAAAGUAAGGAUUAAAUGGACUCAAGAGGAAGAUUAAUAAUUAAUUGACAAUGUGUCUCAUUUUGGAUAUAGAUGGCUUUAAGUAGCUUAGAAUAUGGAAUAAAGGAAUGCAUCUUAAUGUUGUUAAAGGUGGAAAAGGAUUAAAAUAUGUUAAGGGUUCUAACAAAAUAAAGCUAAACGAUGGACUUAAAAGGAAGAUCAAAAAUUAUUGAAAAUCUAUAAAGAGGUUGGACCUUAGUGGAAUACAAUAGCUUAACAGAUGAAAAUCAAAUCAAGUAAAUAGGUGAGAAGUAGGUUUAAGAAUUUUCUUGAUCCAAAUCUAAAUCAUGCUCCUAUGACAGAAGUAGAAGAUGAAUUUAUAUUCUAAGAAUAUUUAAUGUUAGGAACCUAAUGGACUAAAAUAUCAGAGAAAUUGCCUGGAAGAUCUGUAAUAUAUUGAUCAUAUAUAUACUUUAGGAAAAUAUGAUUAAGAAUCGAUUCUAUUCAUUUAUUAAGGAGAAAUAUUUGAACUAGCCUAAUCCAUAUUACAAAGUAAAACCAUUAGAUAAGAAAGAAGUAGCUGAAAAUUAAUAUAAUUUUUAAGAGCAAUAACUAAUUGAAUUCAAACAUGAAUCAUAAGAAUUAUAUGAUGAAGAUCUAUAAAAUGAUUCUAAUGAAAUAAUAGAUGAUCAUUUAUAAAAUCUAUAUUGGAAUUUUGAAACAAAAGCAUAUAUAUACUGA